This is a messenger RNA of Penicillium macrosclerotiorum, 777 nucleotides long. RefSeq lists its product as uncharacterized. Bases 1 to 777 code for a protein of 258 amino acids. NCBI's taxonomy places the organism in Eukaryota, Fungi, Ascomycota, Eurotiomycetes, Eurotiales, Aspergillaceae. The transcript has a single exon. The record is from RefSeq and is a predicted model, not a curated record.
AUGUCGACGAUUACUCGUGCAUUCACCAAGCGCAAUAAGCGUCCGGAGGUGUCGGCGCCCAUGCCGUAUCGUGGCGAAGGACAUGUGCGAUUUAACUCAGGAAGCAUCAAACGCGGCAACAUCUCCGGCCCUGUUCAACUGCUUUCUACCACCAACAUGCUGGCCUACAACGCCCCCGACAUUCCCUCUCCCGACUCUUCCGCUUCGUCCGUACGAUCGCGUGACGACAGCGACGCUAUGUCGCCCCAGAGCUAUGCUUCAUCUAUGACCUUUCCCGAUAUCUCUCCAACUGACAAUUACCCCGUUGAUUCGAAUCCGCUUGCUUCAUACUUCCCCAAGCGUUCAGUCACUAUGGAAAGCGAACCCCGCUCGUCAACCACAUCAUCCUCGUCGAAUGACGCUCCACUUGUUCCUCGGCGUGCUCUGUCGCAUACCAAGCGGUCGCACCAAGAACUUGCCCGCAAGCGCUCUCAGCAUCGUGCGUCACCACCAACGCUGGCUGCUCCACGCAGCAACCCAGCCAUUCGUGCAUCCCACGAUAUUUUCGCCCCCGAGAUGCACGAGGGAGUCCAUCCCUUCAGCAAGGAGCUGGCGCAGGUCAAUGAGGUCGCUGAGGAAUUUGGCGCCACUCACAUUAUGGAUGAAGAGGAAUUACUGUUGACUCGCAAGGGGCUCCACAAGUUCAGUGUUGACGAUUACCUGACCGAGAUUGAGGAACUCUACGGCAGUAUUUUUGACGACCAUAUCGGGCCCAUCAGUGCUGGGCCUUGGCUAUGA